UUUAGGGAGUGGUUGCACUUGGCCAAUUCCUAGGGUGACAGUAGAGUCGAGUCAAGUUUUUGGCGCCGUUGCCGGGGACGGCUAGGUUGUUGAAGAAAAGUGAUUUCUGUUAAUUUAGCUUUCUUUUUACUUUGUUUACUUUGUCCCACUUGUGCCUUCACGAGUUUGUUGCUUGAGUGUGUGCAGGUAGUGCAUGACCCGUAGCCAGUCGGGAGGUUUACUGCCGUUGAAUCCAGAGAUUGACCGCACCUGUCGCCAGCUUAGGAGACAACAGCGAGCUAGACUGGCUACGGAAGAGCGCAUAGACGGCCACCUGAGCAGCGAUUCUGAAGAAGAGCACGGGAUGGACGGAGACUACAACCAACACCAGGGGAAUCCACAGCAGGUUCCCCCGGUGAAUCAGGUCCUGGGGAACAACCCCAUACCCCAGGACCAUGGAGUUCAUCAUCCACCGCAGCCGGGUCCCACCUUGGAGUACUACUACACUCCGCGGAUUGCUGAUAUCCGCCCGGUCAUCCUCUACCCGCCGAUCCCAGCAAACAACUUCGAGAUCAAGCCAUGCUGGAUUCAGCUCAUCACAUCCUCGAUCCAGUUUCAUGGCUUGAAGGAUGAGGAGGCCAGGGUACAUCUGUCCCGUUUUCUGCAGCUGACAAACGGGUUCAAGCUGAACGGUGUUCCCGAUGAUGCGAUCCGCCUUCAUCUCUUCCCCCAUUCUCUAGCGGGAAAUGCUAAGAGGUGGUUGGAGACCCAGCCCCCAUUGUCCAUCACCUCUUGGGACGAUCUGGCGGACAAGUUCGUGCACAGGUACUAUCCGGCAUCGAAGACUACAGAGAUUCAGCGGGAGAUCACUCACUUCCGCCAGGAGCCAGAUGAGUCACUCCGUGAUGCUUGGGAGCGGUACAUGGGCUACUUCUGGCAGUGCCCCCACCAUGGCUUUAGUGAUGCUUUCACUGUGGGGAACUUCUACAGCGCUCUCUCCCCAGAUAGCCAGAGGGUGAUUGAGUCUUUAUGCCCAGGAGGGGAUAUUCUUACCAAGACUCCACCCGAGCUGAACCAGAUGAUCAGUACUUUGGCUGCCAGAGAUCAUUCUUGGGGACAGGGUAGCCGAGGCAGACAGUCUCGGGACCGUGGUGUGCACGCCAUGGAGACCAGAUCCGGGCUCGAGCAGCAGGUAGCUGAGCUAGUGCAGACAUUGAAGCAGCCUAACAGUCUGAUUCCGGGCAAAGGUUUGGCUACACCUCCAGUUGCUCAGUGUCAGUGGUGUGAGAGCUCCAAUCACCUAGUGGAGGACUGCCAGGCUAUGAGGGAGUCUACCACACCCCAGGAGCAGUUGGCCUUCAUCGCCAAUGCGAGGCGCCUCGAUCCAUACAGUAGCACAUAUAAUGAGGGGUGGCGCCAGCAUCCCAACUUUGCCUGGAGCAGCAACACCACUAAACCACCUGGUUUCCCAGCACCAGCAAGUGGUUUUCAGCAGAGGCAGCCCUACCAGGCUCGACAGGGGCUAGUUCCACAGCAGCCAUUCCAGCAGCCCCAGCGCCAGUUUGCCGAGCCAGCAGCAGCUCCAGCCCCAGAUGACAGGAUGACGAAGCUGGAAAACAUUCUAGCUUCAUUCAUGAAGAGCACUCAGGCGACUAUCACGAGGUUGGACCAGAGUGUAGCCUCACUGGAGGCAGGUCAGCGGAACCAGGGUGCCAUCUUGCAGGAUCUGCAGACCCAGGUGGGCAUCUUGGCUCGCCAGAACACCACCAGGGCACCGGGGACUUUGCCUGCCACCACUGUUCCGAAUCCGCGAGAUCCCCACCAGCAUCAGCAGCUGGAUGCCAUUUUUACUAGGAGCGGUAAGGUCAUAUCUGCUGAUCCUGUCCCGGCCAGACAGGAGGAACCACUACCUGCUUCAGCACUUCCAGCCGACGAUGCAGAAGUGCGGGUGGAGAAGGAAGCCCCUGCUCCCAAGCCACAACCAGUGGUUAAGGAGCAUGUGCCCCAGCUUCCCUUCCCCACUCGCCUACACAAGGACAAGCUGGAGACUGAGUUUGCCAAGUUCAUGGCAAUGUUGAAGCAGCUCAACAUCAGCAUACCGUUCAUGGAGGCACUGUCGAAGAUGCCCAAGUAUGCCAAGUUCAUGAAAGAUAUCUGCACCAACAAGAAGAAACUUGGGGAUCUCUCGACAGUGAUGCUGAGCGAGGAGUGUUCUGCUAUCCUGCAGAACAAGCUGCCCGAGAAGCGCAAGGAUCCAGGGAGUUUUACUAUCCCUCUUACUAUUGGCAGCAUGCAUGUAGGCAAGUCCUUGGCGGACCUAGGUGCUAGCAUAAACGUCAUGCCAUAUAAGUUGUUUAAGAAGCUAGACUUAGGUGAACUUAGCCCUACUAGGAUGAGCAUUCAGCUCGCUGACCGUUCCAUUGUGCAUCCUAGGGGUGUUAUAGAGGAUCUGCUUGUUCAUGUUGGUGCAUUCACAUAUCCUGUUGAUUUUGUUAUUCUGGAUGUAAAUGAGGAUGUGGAUGUACCUUUGAUUCUAGGUAGGCCAUUUCUUGCCACCGCCAAGGCACUUAUUGAUGUGCAUGAAGGAAAACUGAUCUUGCGUGCUGGGAAUGAACAGGCUACUUUUUCUGUGACUGAGUUUGAUCACUGUGCUAUGAUUGAUGUCACGCCUGUGCAUGCUAUGUCUGAUCAGGUACACGAGCCUGUCGUGUAUCCUGUUGCUCCUCUCAUUUUGCAGGACCCUCCUAUCAGUCCUUCGCCGCCACUCCAUCCAGCCACGCCUCCGAAGAAAAAGCUCAAGGAGGAGUGGCGGCCGAAGCAGCAGGUUGCUAAGCCUGCACGGAAGAAGAGUGGAGACCACUAUGAGCUGGUCCCACCUCCUGCACCACGACCACCCUGGUCGUCUGCGUACUCGCUCUCCUGCAUCUUGCCAGAUGGGCAGGUCGAGCUGACUGAUGAGGGUGGUCGCAUCCGUCGGGUGCAUGGCCACAACCUCAAGCUGUACCUCAAGAGCGAUGUGGAUCCGCUCUUGGAGGCACCUGUUCCUGCACCGCCCUGAGUAUCCACCAUGGGCGUCCAGCUAAUACGACGGUAAAGAAGCGCUUGUGGGGAGGCAACCCCACCACGGUUUGACUUUCUUUCUUUUGUUUUGAGUCGGAUUGUAACCCGGUUUGGGGUUUGGUUUGUUUUUCUUUUGGUUUGGAUGAUAUUUUAUUGGGCUGACCAUUGAACCUAACAUACUGUGUUUGAGCUCUUCUGUUCCCCUUUGGCUGUGCUUGCCCCGACUGGCCCGUUUCCAGUCCCCUGCAGUCCGUGCCUACCGGUAACAUCGUUCCCCUUAUCCUUCCCUCUUCUCCAUUGAGGGCAAUGUCGAGCUUAAGUGUGGGGGGAUGUUUAUCUUUCGACUGCAUUAGAUCUGUUUGUGUGCUUGGAGCCUAGUCCACUGUCCAAAUUUUUAAAAUUUGAGGGCUCCAAGUACGUGUUUCCUUGCAAUUGCCUGCUCAGUAUGCUUUGAAUUGACAGUCUUUAUAGUGAUAUGCAACCUAGGGAGGUAGUGUAGCACUAUGGAGGAUGUUGAUGCAUUUAAGGAGUCUCAUUUCUUCUUCAUAUUGUGUUGGUUGAUUGAGUGAAUUAGUGAUCUUAGGACCCUUGAAUUGUGUGGUGUUGUGGAUUUCUACCUGUCAUGGACUCUUGUAUCAUGUUUUGAAAAUAGCAGGUGCUCGAAAAUGUGCUUCAAAAUAAACGUCUCUCGUUCGAAUAGGGCGAAAGUGUGUAAGGGGAGACGGGAAUUCGUUCCCAAUUCCCACCUACUACCUCCAGCCCCUUACAUGUCUUUCCCCCGCACGAGGCUCGAGACAUCCGCUCCUGGCAUGGCCGGUAAGAGCAGGUUGGGACCCUUGAAAAAGAAAAGAAAAGAAAAAUAUCAGAAAACAAGCAAAACAGAAAAAAAAGGGGUCUCAACCAUCUUCAAGAAGAAAAUAGAGCACCUUGAAAAAUGUGAGUCCAUGAUCUUUUGUUUUUGAGAAUCUCUUCAUCCACAAUUCAUUUGUCCUCUGUUCACUAUUUGCCAUGAUGCCGACUCGAUACUAGUGCUCUCGCCGAAGAAGCUAUGAGAUGACUUGUGUUUCGGUUGACCUCGUAAGUUGCUAAAUGAUCUAGGAAGUCCUCUACCUACGAUCUGGGGUGUUUGUUGCUAUAGAGGUCUGGAGAGUUGCAUUGGUUUGAGUUAGGUUUGCUUGGGGACAAGCAAACGGUUAAGUGUGGGGGAGUUUGAUAGACCGUCAUUUACACAUGUUUUUACCCCCAUUCUUACACCGUUUGAGGUGUUGAUUCUCGUGUUUUAGGCCGAUUUCACGGUAGGUUGUGCUUGUUUGUGAUAUUUCAGGUCCUAGGACGUGAAUGAAGGCUUAGGAGCGAGUCUGGGGUCGAUUGGACGAGGAUCGGACGCAUGGCGAGGUUCUGAGGAAGUCGCACGGGCACACCCACAACACGCACGGCCGUGCAAGUGACCAGUUUGGCUGUGCGGGAUUGUGCGUGGGCACGCACGGGCACAAGUGAAAUCCGCACGGCCGUGCAACAUACAAUUCUGGCCGUGCGAGUUGGCUGAGGUUCAACUAAUUGAUACGCCGCGUUUUGAGGUGCACGGCCAGAAUGGUGAUAUGCACGGCCGUGCACCCUGGCCGUGCGAGUCAGGAUUUCCUGGUUUUAAGCCAAAUUCCGAACCAAAGUCGGGGGGAUUCGAGUUUUUGAGAGAGAGAUCAGUUCCUAGAGAGAGAAAGUGACGAACAAGAGUCUCCAAGUGCCCUAGAUUGAUCUUCAACACCAUUGGAGGCCAGCUUGAGCUUGGAGAAGUGCCAAUCAACGUCCAGAAGCAGGAAUCCAUCCUUUGCAGUAUGAAUUCCGUGUCUGAUUCUGCUUUUGCUUUCUUCUCCAUGGAGUAGUUCUCCCAUUCAUCUGGGUAUGGAGAACCCUAGAUUUGUAUGUUAGGCUUUGAUUGUAUGAACCCAAGUACUGAUUUUGUGAUUGAUUAUAUUCGAUUGAGGUUUUAAUGAUUGAAUGACUUGAAUCCUGAUCAAAUUCCUGUUGUUUCUGCUUUAACCUAGAAUGAGAAUAUCUGCCUAGGUUAAUAGAGUAUCCUUGAUUGAAGGUAGGGAGUUGGUGACUUUAGUCGAGGAGCCAACUCACUAUUCUGUACCGGAUUUACUCCGGUAGUGGAGGUUUUGUUCUUAGGGCCUCUAUCUGUCGACUCCGGUGGAGGUUAGUCGCCCGCUAGAGAGUCAGAUUGAGAGGGUCUGAAGACCUUUAGUCGAGACUUCAGGCUGUUUGAGAACCUUCCGCAGUAUAACUGUCAUAGAAACUGAACUUGGUAAUUACAAUCCGGCUUAACUGCAGUCUAGGGGGAACCAUAUCCGGGUGACCUCUUUAACCUGAAUACAACAGUUUACUUGCUUUGUUAGUUUGAUAGUUUAGACUUGCAUCCCAGUUUCAUUGCUAGAUAACACGAACUCACUGAGUAGUCAGCAAAUCUAGGACCCGGGUUGACAUAUAAACCUAAACCCGCUAUACUACGCUUUAGGGAGUGGUUGCACUUGGCCAAUUCCUAGGGUGACAGUAGAGUCGAGUCAAAGGGUCUAUGGUUUCGACUAAAACCCUUCCCUUCAAUCAAUGGCCACUAGCAUCGGCCAAAACCCUUAUCUCUCCCUUCCAACUAUCACCAAUCAUGUACUACCUUGAAGCACUCUUCCUCAGUUAACUCUUGCUAGUUCUUUAAGGUUUGGUAGUGAAGGAGUUCUAAAAAAUGUGGGGGAUUCGUUGGCUUGGGUGCCAAGAAACUCCUCCUAGAGCAUGUACUUUGGUUUUUCGUGGCACUCUCUACUUUAUUUACCCCAUUUUAUUACCUCUUUUUCGUUUCUCUUUCAUUUUCUUUUCUUGCUCUUUUUUUCUUUUUUAGGGGGGUAUUAGAGAGUAAGAACAAUUUCCACCUAAACAUUUAUCGACCAAUGCUCUCUUUCUGAGGAACUCACUCCAACACUACACUUAAUUUUCCUCAUCCCUAGCAAGGACCACUCACGAACCUCCUAUGUAGAACCUCUAUGGAAACUCAAUGGUAAGAGCUCCUGGACACACGGGCGACUCAUGCUUGGACACGAAGAAAGGAUUUGGGGGUCGUUCUAAUAACACCUUUAAGCUCACACGAACGAAACUCCUAAAUUAAGAACGACCCACGAAGUCACACGGCUCAAAGAGGUUGACUAAAGGAUGACUCAUUUUGGGACAAUCAACAUUUGGGGCAUGGACUAAUCCUAUGGCUCCAUCAUACUUGCUAGUGAUAACUUGUGAUGCUACAUACAGUGGUAAAAGGGAACUAUCACACCGAAAGAAACGAACGGCUCAAAGCUCACAUGCUACCUAGUUACCCAAAUAUCAAUUCCAAUUCACAAACACGAUUCAUGGCAAUUGUAAACAACAAGUGAUCAAGUCCAGAAAUCCAUUAAUUUAUGCACACUUUCCCUAGGUCUACGUCUAUCAUGCAUAUCGUUUAGAAUGUCGUGUUUGUGGUGCGGGACUCACUAAAGUGGGGGCCAGCUCAAUGGUCAUGCAACUAGUCCCCCUCCUAGCAUGAUUCCUUCACCCAAUGUCACCUCAAUCAAGUUCAUGAUACUAGGCGUUUAUCAUGGACCCCCACAAUCCCAAAACCCAGAAUCUGAGCCAAGAACUCUUGGUUUGGCAGACAAUAUUCUUACUAAAGCAAAUUGUUGACUUAGCCAAGUUCACCCUUUGGGCACUAAGUUUCUGAUGACUCGAUAUUUGCACAUGUUUUCCCCUUUGUUUCUUGAUCGUUUAAGCUUGAAUUAUUGCUUCUUUGGCCUAUUUUACACUAGGUUGUGUUCCUUUGUCACAUUUCAGGUCCUAGCACAUAAAGUGAAGCGUAGGCCCAAGUUUCAAGUCAAUCGGAGAUCAAUUGGCGACUCGGGGGAAGAAACUCGGGUAUGACUUGAAGAAGAAGGGAUUUCUACCUCCGUUUGUGACCAUAUAAUCAUGUAAUCCUGUCAUGAGAAGAAAGAGGACGAGAAUACGAGCAUCUGGGAUCAAAUGGCACCUGAUUUGGAGUCCGAACGAGGGAGAAACGAAGAAUCAAAGAUAGGGGAAAUUGGUUUCGGGCUUCUCUGAGAAACAGAAGGGGGCCCUAUCGUGACACUAAAAUCCCCGGUAGGGGAUUUUUGGCCUUGAUAGGGGAUUUUCCCCUGUCUCCAAAAAUCCCCUAUCGUGAACCAAAAAUCCCCGAUCGUGAACCAAAAUCCCCGGUCAUGACCCAAAAAUCCCCUAUCGUGAACCAAAAAAUCCCUUAUCGUGAACCAAAAAAUCCCCUAUCGUGACCUAAAAUACCCUACCGGGUAUUUUGACCGGGGAUCGCGAACGCAGGCUGUUAAAAGCCUGUUUUGUGCAUUUUUGCAAAGGGAGAGCUGGGUUUUGGAGGAUUUCUUCGCCUUGGAAGCUCGAGCAAACACCCAAGGGACGAACCAAAGAGAGAGAGGGCGAUUAGAGGGCAUUUUAAGAGUGGAAUUGGAGGAUUUCUUCGCCUUGGAAGCUCGAGGAACAAGCCCGGACUUGAAGACUGAUCAUCUGAAGAUUCUUACUGCAGUCUCUCUCUUCUCUAUGGAGUAACUUCCCUUCACUUAGGUUUUGAGGAACCCUAGCUAUGUUUGUUUGAUUGGAUGAUUGUAUGAGUACUCUGACUUGAUAAUCUUGAGUUCAUAUUCAAUCUAUGCAUGUUUUCAUGAUUCAAUUCUGCUUUAGUCGAGAUUAUUGAUUCUGCUUUGAUCCUAUGAGAGGGAAUACCUGAUUAGGUCAAUAGAGCACCAUAGAUUGAUAGUAGUGGAUCGAUUGCUUUAGUCGAGGGUUGAUUCACUGCUUUGUAUCGAUUGAGAACCUCAUUCGAUAGAGGGAAUCUAGUUCAGAACGCCUUGAUCGGUUGUUCUAGAGAAGGAUACGUCCCUCUAGGCAAUUGACUCAAGAGGGCCUUGUUCCUUUAGUCGAGACUCAAGGUCUAGUCAAGGAUUCUCCGCAUUGUGAAUGAAAGUGAAACAAGUUAGAAAUCAUCAAUCGUUAGUCUGGCUAGUGGCUAGGGGGAAUCAUACCUAAGUGAGUUCCCAACCUGUAAUUAGAUUAACUUUAACUGUAGUUUGCUAGAGUAGUUUUAGUUCUUUCAUCUUAAUCUGGUUUGCUAAAUAAUAAACUGAAGCUGAGUAA
Molecule: messenger RNA, 8229 nt
Organism: Linum trigynum
Lineage: Eukaryota; Viridiplantae; Streptophyta; Magnoliopsida; Malpighiales; Linaceae
Source: the annotation of a GenBank genome assembly